GCUUUCAAUUGAGAAAGGGGGGCAGGGCUGGUAUGGGAAUUGCGCAUACAACAACCUUUAUCUAGACUCGGUACCCAUCCUGCUGCCUUGCUGAGCCCCCAAGAGACUAACAAGAGAAUAUAAGCUGUACCACUGCUAGGCAAGAGUAAGACUGGUUAUAUAAUUGAAAAGUAUGUACCAAGACAACGGCACUCUUAUUACUGAGCCUGGAUUCAUCAAGGCCGUCCAAGUGACAGCUGGAAUCACUAGCAUUCUCUCAACACUGGGGGCAUCUCUCAUCAUAUUUAUAUACAUUGCAUUUCGUAAUCUACGAACAACAGCACGUCAAUUGUUAGUCAGCCUCAGCAUUGCUGAUAUCAUUGUUGCUAUAUCACAUUUUGUGGGGCUAUUCGCAAACUUUAAACGAUUCAUUUAUCAAUACAACAAUGAGACUUGGAACACAUCUACCACUGACCCACUGUGCAUUACCCAAGCUGCAUUUUCAAUGUUCGGAACACUUGCUUCUUUCCUACUGUCCCUAGCUAUCGGUGUGUAUCUAGUUGGGAUAUUGGUCUGGAAGAAGCCAAGAAGUUGGAAAAAGCUUUUUCCCAUUUUUUACAUAAUUUGCUGGGGAUUACCAGCUAUUGUGGUUAUUCCGAAUCUUGCCAAGCGUCUAUUUGGAUUUGCACUUGGAGCUAAUAUAGGAUGGUGCUUCAUUGCCCAACAAGUCGAUUCAUCUAACAGUGACUACGUGGACUAUGUUAUUACCGAGUAUCUGAGCUACGAAAUAUGGGUGUGCAUAGUCUUCAUUGCAUUGCCAGUGCUAUAUUUGACUGCUUUUAUUUACAUUCGUUGCAAGAGGCAGAGAAACAACUAUGAAAACAUAUCUUCUUCUAGUCUACCACAAGGAGGGGAUCUGAAGUUGCUAUUUGUACCAGUAGUAUUUCUAUUGCUCAGGAUAUGGAGUACUGUACUUGAUAAUAUUGUAUAUCAUACAACAGAUGAAGAAACCUGGUUAUAUUACCUGAACAGCCCCGGGAUUGCUGCUCUGGUUAUCAUAGCGGGAAUCGGAGACAAUGCACAGGGAUUGGUCAACGCUAUCUUGUUCUGUGCGCUCACUAAGCAAGUGAGACAGCAGCUCUUCUCCAAGCAGUAUUAUGUGAAUGUGUGUGGGCGUCACAAUAUACAGCCAAUAUCAGCAGUGGACGAGAACACACAGUGUAGCAAUGACAGGCACUUUUACGAUAACAAAUCAUCGAGUUAUGCACCUAGUGUUCAAUUUGUGGCAUCACACAGCAGUGCAUCAAUAACUAUAACUUAAAAAAAGCUUCUGAAUUUGAAGAUUUUGUGUGUUAAUUAGUGCUCUAUUUGUGUGCUCAAAUGUACGAUUUGCCAAUGUCUAAAAUGUACGUAUUGUACUGUUUAAUUCCCAAUGUACACCGAUGUAAUUGGAAAAGUUAAUAGGAAA
Halichondria panicea is the source of this 1447-nucleotide messenger RNA. Its product is annotated as G-protein coupled receptor 157-like. The record is from RefSeq and is a predicted model, not a curated record. Bases 173 to 1300 code for a protein of 375 amino acids. Gene Ontology annotation, biological process: adenylate cyclase-activating G protein-coupled receptor signaling pathway; cell surface receptor signaling pathway. Gene Ontology annotation, molecular function: G protein-coupled receptor activity. Lineage: Eukaryota; Metazoa; Porifera; Demospongiae; Suberitida; Halichondriidae. Gene Ontology annotation, cellular component: plasma membrane. The transcript has 5 exons.